Molecule: messenger RNA, 723 nt
Organism: Volvox carteri f. nagariensis
Lineage: Eukaryota; Viridiplantae; Chlorophyta; Chlorophyceae; Chlamydomonadales; Volvocaceae
Exons: 4
Coding region: 1-723 (240 amino acids)
Biological process (GO): mitotic DNA replication termination; site-specific DNA replication termination at RTS1 barrier
Cellular component (GO): nucleus
Source: RefSeq, a predicted model, not a curated record
AUGGGCCUGGACGGCGGAACGAUUGUAACUCGCUCAGAUGUUCUUCGUGGCCAAUCGUGGCGCGUUGCACAAAGCGACAGGUCCAGAUCUACGCGAGGUGGCAACGCGUCAAGAGUACCGACGGAAACAGCUGAUGAAGCGCUGCGGAGAUCCACGGCCUGGUCCACUUGUGCGCUUAGCUCCCAGCCACUGCAGGCCCCCAUCGUGGCGUGCAGCCUGGGCCGGUUGUACAACAAGGAUGCCGUACUGCGGUUCCUAUUGGCCAAAAAGGGCCACAUGACCUCACACGAAGCGCUGCUCGAGUACGCUAACCAGCUGCGAGUAGCAGCUGCAGCCGCAGAAAGGGCGACAAGUACAGCAACAGGGCUAGGAAUAGCGGCGGCUGCAACAGGCGAGGCACCUGCAACGUCGUCCUCCGUUGGCGCCGCCACCUCCUUCGUGUGUCCCAUCACACUUCUGCCUUGUGACCGGCACCCAUGCUCCGCAUUAAGGCCCUGUGGCCACGUCAUCAGCGAACGAGCGUUGGCCAACAUCCGCCGGGGCGGCAGUAGUGGUAGUGGCGAUGGCGAUGCCAGCUGUCCGGUGCAGGCCCUACGGGAGCAGCUGCGAACUGCUGCUGCCGCAGCCGCCGCAGCCAAGGCACAGGCCAAGGCGGGCAAGAAGCGGAAAGCGCCAGAUGCACCCGCAACGGAGCCAGCGAACGGGCCCCAUAAACAGCCGUAG